UUCAAAUGACGUUACAUCAUGGGAGGCUCAAGUCAUGCGUUUACAUUACAGUACAGAAAUUAAAGAGACAAAAGUAUAGAUAACCAGGUACAUACGGUAAUAUUACAUCUCCAGCGGUUAGUCAUAUAUUGAGCCUCUAUCAAUUUUCGCGACGUUUGAUGAACUUCGACAAGGGCAACCUGCUUUUUGAUAUCACCUUUAUUAAAUAUAGAACUGGCUUCUCAGAUGCUGUAAAGGUAUUAGCGAGAUGGAACCAUCACAGCCUACAACGCCGAGUAAAACUGCCGGUACUCCUGACCCAAAACCACUUACUCCAGAGCAAAUCCAGCGUAUAGUAGGCAUGACCUUUGAUCCGGUUAUAACAUGAAAGACAAGGAAUCAAGCAGCUAAAGGCAAUUUUCAGGAAUUAAACCGCUUGAAAGCAAAAGCUCUUCGUGAACAACGAGAGGCCGAAGCACGAAACCGCGGCACGGGUGGUUCUAUUGUAGCUGGGCGGAAGAGGCCCAUAUCUUCCGUACUCUCGCCAUCCAAAACGCCAGCCAACCUUCGAGAUGGACGAAAUAACCCAUCCACGACAGGUGAACGGCCGCUGGAUACUAUACGGCCUGUACGGGCGUUCGCCAAAUAUGUAGAGUAUGACUUUAGCAAGAUGACAGAUACCAAGGGUGGAUUCUUGACUGCCGAAGAUGACCCUCACAACAAGGCUCUAUACUCCAAGGAUCAUGAUGGAAAGCCGGCUCAUAUGACCCAACGAGACUGGGAGCGGUAUCAGCAACUACAGGCUGCUCGGAAAGAUCCCCAUGGGCCCUUUGCUCCAGGGGCUACAGUACAGGACUCUGGAAAGCAGAAGAAGUGUCGGGAAUGCGGUACCGUGGACAUCGACUGGAAAUGGGACGAGGUUUUCAAGUGUUCUAUUUGCAGUGUUUGCAAGGAGAAAUUUCCCGAGAAGUACAGCUUACUCACAAAGACAGAAGCAAAGGAAGACUAUCUCCUCACUGACCCUGAACUCAAAGAUGAAGAACUGCUCCCUCACCUAGAGCGGCCGAACCCGCAUAAGUCAACAUGGAAUAACAUGAUGCUCUUCCUCCGGUUCCAGGUAGAAGAGUACGCCUUCUCGGCGAAAAAAUGGGGGUCCCCCGAAGGCCUUGAUGCCGAGUUCGAACGGCGGGAAGCCGACAAAAAGAAACGAAAAGAAGCACAGUUCAGGACAAAGCUGAAAGAACUGAAGAAACGCACCCAGUUCGAGGCGCAUCGCAGGAACCGGGAGGGCGGCGGCGGUUCGUUUGGCGAUACCCUUGGUGGCCGCCAGAGGCACGUCCAUCAAUGGGGGAGGCCAGUAGACAACGCCGAGACGGGCAUGAGCGUCAAGACCUGCGUCGACUGCGGCAUGGAGGUAGAAGAGAUAGUAUUCUAAUAUGUACCUUGCCUUUUCUCCCCGCGAUCUUGUUCCUCUCUGGCUUCAAGCGGUUGUCACUAUGUUAUUGUUUGUAUAUAAUUGGCGGGAUUAUUCAUAGCAUCCCAGGAAUGCCAGAGCGCGGCUUGGCAGGCUAAAAAGUGAGCUUCGAACAACAAGCAGCGAUCCUUUUUUUUUAUUUUUAUUCAACAC
Messenger RNA from Trichophyton rubrum CBS 118892, 1606 nucleotides. Its product is annotated as DNA repair protein. Gene Ontology annotation, biological process: nucleotide-excision repair involved in interstrand cross-link repair; nucleotide-excision repair, DNA damage recognition; UV-damage excision repair. The transcript is spliced from 2 exons. Lineage: Eukaryota; Fungi; Ascomycota; Eurotiomycetes; Onygenales; Arthrodermataceae. Gene Ontology annotation, cellular component: nucleotide-excision repair factor 1 complex. The record is from RefSeq and is a predicted model, not a curated record. Gene Ontology annotation, molecular function: damaged DNA binding. Bases 650 to 1414 code for a protein of 254 amino acids.